Messenger RNA from Humulus lupulus (European hop), 1360 nucleotides. RefSeq names its product GEM-like protein 5. The record is from RefSeq and is a predicted model, not a curated record. The coding region runs from base 107 to 1153 and encodes 348 amino acids. Lineage: Eukaryota; Viridiplantae; Streptophyta; Magnoliopsida; Rosales; Cannabaceae. The transcript has 3 exons.
UAUAAUUCCAAGCACAUCACAAAUCUCAUAUUUUCUCCACAAUAGAAAAAGGCCUCCAAUACCAUUUUUCAUCUGAUCUUUGUUUUCUUCAUUCCCAUCCACGAAGAUGAACAACAACAACGACAAAACCCAUGUUUCGUAUCCCACAGCAGAAGAAAUCAACCCUUUUCACCAAACCUCCCAACCCAAAGAAACGAACCCUUUUGUACCAACUGUUCAUCAAACCAACCAUGUUCAAAACGGCACCGUUCCAGCUCAAACGACAAACGAAACAGUAGUCCCCCCGGCUUCACCAUCGCCAUCAUCAUCUCCAAAACCCCAAGAGAAAAGGGUUCAUUUUCAAGGUGAAGAAGCUCCUUCUUCCUCGGCUCCUCCUCCUCAUCAUUCUCCACUACCGACCACAGUUGAGAGCGAAGAGAAAUGGGGGACGCACGUGAUGGGGCACCCUGCUGUGCCCACGUGCCACCCGUCGAACAAGAAAGCUGCCUUGUGGGGUGCCCCGAGCGACGAUGAGGCUCGGCAGGUUCACUACCCUUACCUUCAAUACAGCCCCAUUGAAAGGUCUGCCAAUAGUGGAAGUCCAAUGGAGUCUAUGCUCCAUGUCUUCAACUCGUGGAGCAACAAGGCCGAGUCUUUGGCCAACAACAUCUGGCACAACCUGAAAACGGCGCCGUCUGUGUCCGGAGCUGCGUGGGGGAAGAUGAACUUGACGGCCAAGGCCUUAACCGGAGGAGGAUAUGAAAGUCUGUACAAGCAAAGCUUCUCUACUUUUCCGAAUGAGAAGCUGAAGAAGACAUGGGCUUGUUACCUUUCAACAUCAACUGGACCAGUUGCUGGAACUCUUUACUUGUCAAAUAUUCAUAUAGCUUUCUGUAGUGAUCGACCCUUGUCUUUCACUGCUCCCUCUGGUCAACAGAGUUGGAGCUAUUACAAGGUUAUGGUACCUUUGGGAAACAUUGGCACAGUCAACCCAGUUGUGAUGAGGGAAAGUCCAUCGGAGAAGUACAUGCAGGUUGUGACAAUCGACGGCCAUGAUUUCUGGUUUAUGGGAUUUGUAAAUUAUGAGAAAGCAUCAAGGCAUUUGACUGAAAGUAUAUCCACUUUUGUGGCUUCUGGAUAUGCCGUCCCACCAGUCUUUCCUAAUCAGAAAUAGUGACCAUUAUAUUAUACUGUUGGAUUAUAUAUAUAUAUGAGAGAGAGAGAGCAUAGAAUCCUUUGUUUUAACUAUUUUGUUUGUUUUACCAUCGUCUUUAGAUUCGGCAGAUUGUAAUAUUCUUUCAUUAUGAUGUGAAUGAUCACUUAUUCGUUCGUUUUUUCUUCCAUAAAAAUAAAAGUAUUGUCCUGUACUACGAAUUUUCAA